Molecule: messenger RNA, 839 nt
Organism: Pseudoliparis swirei
Lineage: Eukaryota; Metazoa; Chordata; Actinopteri; Perciformes; Liparidae
Product: protein FAM180A-like
Exons: 3
Coding region: 158-658 (166 amino acids)
Source: RefSeq, a predicted model, not a curated record
GUGAGCGAGCAGCAGAGAUGAAGAAGGUGUACGAGAGAAGGGUAGAAAAGUGAGAGGAGUGGUUGCUAGCAGGCAGAAACUCGGUGGAUGGAGAAGUUGAGGCUGCCGUCCAGUUCCAGUUCCAUACAACUCACGUCGAGCCAGUGAUCCGGCCGCCAUGCUGCCCUGGAGGAUGGCCGUCGUCGGUCUUUUCUACUUCUGCAUCAGAGCAGGUGUCACGCAAUAUGGCACUCAAGCUCUGUUCCCAUCUGGAAGCAAAAUGAAAAGAGGGGCGAGAAGUGUGGUGAGGCCCACCUUCCACCACUCCAUCGCUGACGUCCAUCUAUUGUUUGAGAUCCUGCUGACUGGCAUACACUUUGAGGCAAGUGGAGAGUUUUCAGUGCAAGAUGCCGAGCUGGCGUCCCUCCGCAAGACAAGAAACCUGGAGCUCAUCUGUGAGGAGGUCGUUCCCAAGAAGCUGUCCGACGUGUUCAGGCUCAUCGCUGGCCUUUCACACCACACCGGACACCUGCAUCAGGAGGAUUUUGAGCGCACCCUGUUGACCUUGGUGUACACCGCCCAGGGGAUGGUCAAUUCUUCCACCGAACACCAACGAAGCAUGUGGGCCGACUCUUUUGUCAGCUUGUACAAGUUCAUCAAGCAGGAUCUGACCGAGUGAAAUCCUGAUGUCGUUGUUUAAUAUACUCAUGUGAAAAAGAUCCGUUACGAUAAGUGGGUGGUCUCGGUUGGUGCAUUGAGGAAACAAUAGCAGGCUGUAAAGAGCCUGGGAGAUUAAUACUGUCAUCACCUAUAACACACUGUUGUAAAGUAAAGUGCAUUAAAUGAUAAUGACACAUGUA